Messenger RNA from Myotis brandtii (Brandt's bat), 1062 nucleotides. It is a transcript of the gene SBK1, whose product is annotated as SH3 domain binding kinase 1. The transcript is spliced from 3 exons. The record is from RefSeq and is a predicted model, not a curated record. Gene Ontology annotation, biological process: peptidyl-threonine phosphorylation; peptidyl-serine phosphorylation. The coding region runs from base 149 to 679 and encodes 176 amino acids. Gene Ontology annotation, molecular function: ATP binding; protein serine/threonine kinase activity. NCBI's taxonomy places the organism in Eukaryota, Metazoa, Chordata, Mammalia, Chiroptera, Vespertilionidae.
CGCCGGCCACCCCUGCCCUGUCCUGGAGCUGCCUCCCCCCUGGCCCCUGGGCUGUGGGCCGGAGGAUGUGCCCGCCUUCUGCUUCAUCUGCUUCCACAGGGAGGAGGAGGAGGAGCUGCUGGAAGAGGUCCCACUGCAGAGGGAGAAGAUGAGCGUGGGCUGCCCAGAGCCCGAGCCACCCCGCGCUCUGCCCUGCUGUGGGCCAGGGACGGCCCUUGGGCUGGGGGCAGGCGUGCCCCUCCUCACUGAAGACAUGCAGGCCCUGACCCUCCGCACCCUGGCUGCUAGCGAUGUCACCAAGCACUACGAACUGGUGCGGGAGCUGGGUAAAGGCACCUAUGGGAAGGUUGACCUGGUGGCCCACAAGGGCACAGGCAUGAAAAUGGCGCUGAAAUUUGUGAACAAGAGCAAAACCAAGCUGAAGAACUUCCUGCGGGAGGUGAGCAUCACCAACAGCCUCUCCUCCAGCCCCUUCAUUAUCAAGGUCUUUGACGUGGUGUUUGAGACCGAGGACUGCUACGUCUUUGCCCAGGAGUAUGCGCCUGCUGGGGACCUGUUCGACAUCAUUCCUCCGCAGGUACUUGGGGCGGUGGCUGAGGGAGGGGAGCUGGUCUCCAGGGCCCCAGAGUGUGGGUUGGGAGGAGUCAGGCCACUCAUUUACUCCAUGAGUAUUUACUGAGCCACUGCUGGGAGGGCAGGGGAUUCACAGUGAACAAGACCAAGGUCCUGUCCUGGUCCUCGUCGGGGACACAGACACUUGGCAAUAAGCCAGAUGACAGACUGAGAUGAGCACUGGAAGGAGCAGCUAGAGUGAUGGAUGAAGGCCAAUGGCAGCGGCCUCUGCAGCUGCAAAGGACCAGGUGGAGGCACCGAAGGGGAGGCCGCAGAGGCUCCCCAGAGAAGCUGCGGAGUGGGGAAGCAGGAGGGUUCCCGGCACCCGGCUUUGCUGCUGGCCGUGCCAGGUUUGAAUCUGCUCUGCCGCCUACUGAUCAGUAACUAGGUCAGUGGUUCUCAACCUUCCUAAUGCCUCGACCCUUUAAUACAGUUCCUCAUGUUGUGGUG